GGCUUGUUGGUGCUGGACGAAAUGGACAUUGCGCUUGAGGUUUCCUUGUACAUCGAGCGCUUCCACAACCUGGAUCUCUGGCAGCAAGGAUGGUAUGCAUUGAAGGUCACUUGCGCUUGGGAGGGAAACGAUCGAGAAGCUGGAAUUCCCACUCGAGUCGUGCAAUACGAAGGUGCGAGCGAUGGACUCUCGACUGUUUGGCAUAUAAGUGACACCGAUCACAGCUUCUGCACACGCCCUUUCAAGAUCAAGUAUGCUCGCCAAGACGUGUUUCUGGCUAUGAUGGUCUCGUUCAGCCUUGCUUUUAAAUCUGUGGAGGAGAUUCUCAACUCAUCAGCUCUCAUCAAGUUCCACCUCCUUUUUGCUCCUUUGGACGGCUUUUUGUUUUUCAACUCGAUGCACAUGGAGUUACCCACCGUUGCAAGCCACUGUUACCGGCUUUCGCCGCGAGCUGUUCACGGUGCACACGCUUACUGUCCUUUGCACUUUGAUGCAAGCCAUAUGGCUCUGGUCGAUGUCUUCGUACACACGGUGAUACUCAGCACUUCGCACCACGAGAUCGAACCUCUUCAUGCUGCAACUGAAGGAAACUCGUUAAAGAGCGUGGAAGUGCAUAAAGUACUGCUUUCAUCUAGGAAUGCUCUUGUGUCGCUGCUCAACGCGUUUGGAAGCAUAGAGCAGCUUCAAGAGGAGAUCACGGGGAAUAAAGGAGCAAGCCAAGAGCUUGAGGAUCAGCUCUCUGGCCUAUGGAAUCUUUUCAUGAAACUUCAUAGGGAAAACAAGGAUUUCUUUUGCACCUCGCUCCGCAAUUCUUGGAAUCAAGAAAGAUACGCUCACUGUCUCAUGUGGGUGAGGCAUUCAGAGCUUACUGGCACGAGGGAGUCUGAAGAUAAAUGGGCAGUAAAUCGUGCUGAGAUACAUCGGAAAAGCCUCAUGCAAACACCGAUCGGAUGUGACUUUGAAGAUAUGCAUUUGUUCGGAAGGCCUUCACAACAACCCAUUAUCUUUGUGGAGCAUGAACAGAUUGGAGAUGCCGAAGAAACAAGUGGCAGAGGCAUCGACGAGUUAAGGCUGGUAAUAUUUGUUCAUGGUUUUCAAGGCCACCAUUUGGAUUUGAGACUCGUUCGCAAUCACUGGCUUUUAGCUGAUCCUGAAGCCGAGGUUCUUAUGUCUCUCGCCAACGAGGAGCGAACGUCCGGCGACUUGUCCGAGCUAGGAGGCCGGCUGGCAGACGAAGCGGCCGAGUUUCUAAAGUCGAGAAUGAGCAAACCAAGGAAAUAUGGAGCCUACAGAAACUUUAAGAUCAGUUUUGUGGGACACUCUAUCGGGAAUCUGAUCAUUCGAGCUGCAUUGAUGGAGACUUCAUUUCAACCUUACCUCAAGUACUUGUACACUUUCUUAUCCAUAUCUGGUCCACAUCUCGGCUAUCUCUACAGCUCAAACCCGCUUUUCAACUCGGGCCUCUGGAUACUGAAGAAAUGGAAAGGCUCGGCUUUGAUGCACCAGCUAACUUUCUCCGACAAGACGAAUAUCGAGGACUCUUUUCUUUUCAAGCUAAGCCAGGCCAAGACUUUCGAGCUGUUCCAAAAUGUCAUCUUGCUCUCCUCACCCCAGGAUCGCUAUGUACCAUAUCACUCGGCCAGGAUAGAGAUGUGCCAGGCGGCUCUCCGUGACGCAAAACGAGGCCCGGCAUUUGCAGUCAUGCUCCACAAUUGCCUGCUGCAACUCAAGACGCCGUCGCCACUCCGGCAGCGCAACUUGAUACGCUGCGAUGUUAACUUCGAUAUCUCCUCGCAGGCCAGGACUUUCAACGCCUUCAUCGGCCGCACCGCUCACAUCGAGUUCCUGGAAACCGAUGCUUUCAUUCGCUUCAUCAUCUGGACGUUUCCAAAGUGCUUCACCUGAGAGAUCUUCGUUCUUUCUGCGAAUGGAGCUUGGACGCGUGUAAGUUUGCGUUUCUCGUUGAGCUUCUCUUCCAGAAUACUUGUAAAAAAGCUUUACUUAGUGACGUGGCAUAAUUUUGCCACGUCACGAGAAAACUUAUUCCCGGCAUAUGCUUUUAAAGCCCUA
Messenger RNA from Selaginella moellendorffii, 2070 nucleotides. RefSeq lists its product as uncharacterized. The record is from RefSeq and is a predicted model, not a curated record. Lineage: Eukaryota; Viridiplantae; Streptophyta; Lycopodiopsida; Selaginellales; Selaginellaceae. The transcript has 16 exons. The coding region runs from base 22 to 1905 and encodes 627 amino acids.